AUGGUUUCGACUCGUCUCUCUAUUCUGGCUUUGGCUCUGAUUGGAGCUGUUUUGGCGCGCCCACAAUUUCCAGGUGGUCCACCACCAGGCAUGAGUCCAGUCCCUCCACCAAUCGCCGCAGUUCUCCCACCAGAGACACUCGCUCGGCUUGAAGCCAUCCAUGCCGAUUCAUCCCUCUCCGAAUUGGACAAGCACAAGGCCAUCGAUGAGAUUAUGGUGAACCUCCCAGAUGAGGUUGCCGAUCGUAUCCCACCACCACCAGGAUUCGCUCAACUUCCAGCUGAUGUUCAAUCUCAAUUGAAGACCAUCCAUAGGGACAAGAGCCUCGACUUCCAGGCUAGACAAGCCGCAAUCAGAGGAGUCUUGGACAACUUGGCUCCAGAAUACAAGCGUCUUCUUCCACCACCACCACCAGGAUUCCCACAACAUCGUCAGUAA
Molecule: messenger RNA, 438 nt
Organism: Caenorhabditis briggsae
Lineage: Eukaryota; Metazoa; Nematoda; Chromadorea; Rhabditida; Rhabditidae
Exons: 2
Coding region: 1-438 (145 amino acids)
Source: RefSeq, a predicted model, not a curated record